Molecule: messenger RNA, 3599 nt
Organism: Lagopus leucura (white-tailed ptarmigan)
Lineage: Eukaryota; Metazoa; Chordata; Aves; Galliformes; Phasianidae
Gene: B4GALNT4
Product: beta-1,4-N-acetyl-galactosaminyltransferase 4
Exons: 20
Coding region: 10-3453 (1147 amino acids)
Cellular component (GO): Golgi cisterna membrane
Molecular function (GO): acetylgalactosaminyltransferase activity
Source: RefSeq, a predicted model, not a curated record
CGGGCGGUGAUGCCGCGGCUCCCGGUGAAGAAGAUCCGCAAGCAGCUGAAGCUGCUGCUGCUGCUGGCGCUGCUCACCUCGGCCGCGUGGUUCACGUACCUGCACAUCAGCCUGGUGCGCCAGGGCCGCGCCCUCCGCCUGCCCUUCACCUACGGCAGAGAUGGGGAGCGGCUGGGGGAGGUGACAGACCCUGGCAGGCGGCCGGCAGUGGCCCAGGCAGUGGCACGGCAGAGGAAGGCCGAGGACUCCAGUGAGAGCCACGAGGAGGAGCAGAAUGAUGGACAGGAUUUGGACGGACGCUUUUCCAGAGGCUCACGAGCCACCAGGCGCCCCAAACUCAACCUGACCAAGCAGGUUCUGCCCUGGGAUGAGAAGUACAAGGGGAAAGCGAACCUGCAUGUUUUUGAGGACUGGUGUGGAGGAGCUGUGAGGCACCUAAGGAAGAACCUCCAUUUUCCACUCUUUCCGCAUACCCGCACCACAGUGAAGAAGCUGGCGGUGUCACCCAAGUGGAAGAACUACGGGCUAAGGAUUUUUGGCUACAUUCACCCUUUCAAGGAUGGAGAUUUCCAGUUUUCUGUGGCAUCAGAUGACAAUUCGGAGUUCUGGCUCAGUUCUGAUGAGAGCCCAUCCAACUCACGGCUGGCUGCCUUUGUGGGCAAGCUGGGUACCGAGUGGACAGCUCCAGGAGAGUUCACCAAAUUCAGCUCACAGGUUUCCAAGCCUCUACGCCUUAUGUCGUCCAGGCGCUACUACUUUGAGCUGCUCCACAAGCAAGACGACCGAGGCUCGGACCAUGUGGAAGUGGGCUGGCGAGUUUUCCUCCCUAGCUUGAAGUUCGAAGUGAUUGAUUCUUCCUACAUUUCUCUGUACACAGACGAAUCGACUUUGAAGAUGAACCAUGUGGAGCACAUCCCGCAGUCUCUGGCCAGCCACAGUGGAAGCUACCUCUGGGAGGCACAAUGGGAUGAGCAUGGGGCUGACAUGCUCAAGUCUGACCCCAGGGAUACCUUCUUCCUCACCCCUGCAAUAGAGCCGUCCCGUGUGGAGAAUGUGCUGGUGCCCUGUGCCUACAGCCCCACCUACGUGGUGAAGGACUUCCCCAUCGCCCGCUACCAGGGCCUGCAAUUUGUCUACCUCUCGUUUGUGUACCCCAAUGACUUCACGCGCCUCACUCACAUGGAGACGGAGAACAAGUGCUUCUACAGGGAGUCCCCGCUCUACCUGGAGAAGUUCGGUUUUUAUAAGUACAUGAAGAUGGAUGAGGAGGAGGAGGACCCACGUCAGCGAGCAUUUCUCUUCCUCAACCCAGACAAUUUCCUCGAAGAUGAUGAGGAGGAUGAGGAUACAGUGGACAGCCCUGAGGCCACAGACCCACCUCCCAAAGCCAGGAAGAACCUCGAGCUGGUACCUGAAACCCAAAGGAAGGAGAUUCUGCCAGUCACCAGAGAUUAUGGAGACUACCUGGACUACUACAGCUUCCGCCGCAAGCAGAGUCGGGUGCGGGAUGAGGUGGGCAUGGGAAGGUGGAGCAUGCCCCCUGCCACUCCUAGCCCUACAGCUACUCCUGUGGGCCCCCAUGGCUAUGGGGACACAGGACCUGGGCAGGAGAGAGUCCGUGGAAGGAUGCUUCGAUGGUUACCCCAGGAGCCCAGUGAGGAGGAUGAGCUGGGGCUGCUGGUGUCCUCCAAGCGUGCUGGGGUGCUCAGCCUCCAGUCUCACCUCUCUGUUCCCAUCUUUGGUGGCAAAGCCAAAACACCAGCUCCCAGCAAGUCUGUAGUAUCCAAGGAGGACAGAAAACCUAAGAAAGCCCAGGAGAAGGUGUAUGUGACCAGGCUGCAGCCAGGCAAACGCAAAGCCCCAGCCCAGGAGCCCGCCUUCCCCAACAUGUUCCUUUACCCAAAGCUUCUGAAGAAAGUGCAGCUUCGUUCCAGGACCCCUCAGAAGCAUUCCAUCACUCCCAGCAAGCUUCGAACUGCCCCUGGCCACCGGACCCCUUGGCUCUUGAGCAACAUUUCCAAAGAGAGAGAGUCAGCCAGGAGGAAGACCAGCCGGGCGGGUGACAGGAGGUGGCGGCUGGUGAGCAAGCAGGAAGAACUGGGGGCUGAAGGGAUCUUCAGCAAGGAGACCCACGAGGAUGUGACCACUGCCCCAGGCAGGAUGGCAGUCACCACCGAUUACAACUCCUCAGAGGUGACUCGCUCACAGGGGACACGGGUGACGUCCUUUCUGAAGACAUCAGAGAUAACAGCAUCCCAGCAGGAGGGAAAGGGCCAGGAGGAAGAGGAGGAAGAGGAGGUGUCAGACUACAGUUAUGAGACAGGGGAGCUGCCGCAGAGCUGGCUGGAGGACUCCAUCAACUGGCAGAGGACGUUCAGUGUCAGUUCGGUGGACUUCGAGCUCCUGCGCUCCGACUGGAAUGACUUGCGCUGCAACGUCUCGGGCAACCUGCAGCUGAGUGAGAGUGAGGUGGUCGAUGUGGUGGCCCAGUACAUGGAGAAGCUCAACGAGAAGAAUGGGGGCAUUUACACCCUUUUGAGGAUCAUUAAUGUGGAAAAGCGCCGGGACACAGCUCGGGGCAACCGCUACCUGCUGGAGCUGGAGUUAGCAGAACGGGGCCAGCGGACAGUUCGGCUCUCUGAGUACGUCUAUGUCCUCUUGCACCAAGGCAAGCAGGAUGACAGUGCUGAAGCCAACCCUGAGGGACCAGCCGUGGGGGCCACCGAGACCCAGCCAAGCACCUGGAGCAUCCUCUAUGGGAAGCCCAUUCUGUGUCGGCCUCUGCAGCUGAGCUGGAAGCAGGACAUCAUGGUGCACUUCGUGGUACCUGUGAAGAACCAGGCGCGCUGGGUCCAGCAGUUCAUCUCAGACAUGGUCAGCCUGUAUGACAUUACAAAGGAUGCCAACUUCAACGUCAUCCUGGUGGACUUUGACAGCGACGACAUGGAUGUCGAGAAAGCCCUGCAGGAUGCCCAGCUGCCUCGCUACCAGUACCUACGGCGCACAGGAAACUUUGAACGCUCAGCAGGGCUGCAGGCUGGUGUGGACAUGGUUGAGGAUGGGCACAGCAUCGUGUUCCUGUGCGACCUGCACAUCCACUUUCCCUCCAACAUCCUGGACAGCAUCCGGAAGCACUGUGUGGAAGGGAAGCUGGCCUAUGCGCCCAUUGUCAUGAGGCUGAGCUGUGGCAGCUCCCCACGGGAGCCCAAUGGUUACUGGGAGGUGAAUGGCUUUGGUCUCUUUGGCAUCUACAAGUCAGACUUUGACCGCGUUGGAGGGAUGAACACGGAGGAGUUCAGGGACCGCUGGGGCGGAGAGGACUGGGAGCUCCUGGACAGGGUCCUUCAGAGCGGGCUGGAGGUGGAGCGCUUGCGUCUCAGGAACUUCUACCACUAUUACCACUCCAAGCGUGGUAUGUGGAAUGCUCACAGCAAGAAGUCACCCAAGGACUAACACCCUGAGCCCAGCCCACAGCUAACAGACCACAGCCAGAGGUUGGCCGCCGCUGGUGCCCAUGUGUCCCCAACCCUCUGGUCCAGCACGGAGGGCACUAUUGCCACCAUGGUCUCCAAAUGAACCGUGGUUACUUUGGGGUGGAU